Messenger RNA from Arachis stenosperma, 5620 nucleotides. Its product is annotated as ATPase family AAA domain-containing protein At1g05910-like. NCBI's taxonomy places the organism in Eukaryota, Viridiplantae, Streptophyta, Magnoliopsida, Fabales, Fabaceae. Gene Ontology annotation, cellular component: nucleus. The transcript is spliced from 9 exons. Gene Ontology annotation, biological process: positive regulation of transcription by RNA polymerase II. The record is from RefSeq and is a predicted model, not a curated record. Gene Ontology annotation, molecular function: chromatin binding; ATP binding; histone binding. Bases 2187 to 5345 code for a protein of 1052 amino acids.
CUCAAUUCUCUCUCUCUCUCUCUCUCUCUCUCUAUUCAUGCAGCAUCGAUCAGGUCUCUCUCUCGAGAAUUUGUAAAUCAGUUAGAGGAAUGCGUCAUGCUGAAUAGGGAUUUGCAGGUGCAGCUUACUGAGAUAGAUGUAUUCUGAUCACAGAUAUUUGUAACCACUGGAGUUAGUGUUCUUCUGAUGUAUCCAACACGAUCGAGACAAGGGAAUGACCCGAACAAGCGAUAGGAUCAAGUCAAGGACUAAACUUUGUGUACGACCAAGAUUGGAUUGCAGCUCAAAUCUUAUGGGCAACAAGAAAAGCAAGAACAGGAGAAGGACGACAGCUUUGCGAAUUACCAAAAUCUUGUGUCCUGGGAAUCGGCACCUGCAAGAUUUAGAUUCUAACGUAUGUAUCCGCAAUCUAAAUAGGGUCGAGAAUCAUCGAUGUUAUUGGGAAGGCUUUACUGUCGUAUAAGUUUCAAGGUUCUGUAUCAUAAUCAUUCUGAUGAAAAGUGGGUGCCACAUGAAAUUUUUAUUCUGUGUCAAUUCUUGAAUUAUGUAAAUUAUAUCAUUGCAAUGACUCAUGGAAAUCAUUAUUUGUUAAAACUUGGUUCUUGACUCCAAGUGAAGUUAUGAAGUAAAAGAUACCUGGCAGGUUAAGCCAUUUAUGAUUAGAGUAUAAAUUAAGGUGUAUUUAUUGCUGAUCUUUUCCUGUUUCUUUACUGUCUUUUUGUUUUGCAGUGACAUUCAAAAUCUGAUUGUUAUAUUUUGUUAGGUCUGUGUAUUGCUUACUACAUUAGCUCUUUGGAACCCUAAUGAUAGAACUGCUGAAAUCGCUUUAUUAUUUUGGACUGUUGGACUGAAAAUUAUUCUUCUUUUCCUGACACUGUAUUUGAUCCUUAUGUCCAUUUGGUUCUGAUGUACAUAUAUUUGUGAAUCCUUCACCCAGGACCCAGCUCAACAUUUGCAGCCCUCCGGUUGAACAAAUUUUCUCUAUCCUCUUGUUUUGGGAAUUUGAAAGCUUCCCCACAACUCUAUUGAGGGGUCUUUUGUUUGGAAUGUGGUACUUAAUAGAAUUAACCAAAAUAGUCUGCUAGAUUUGUCAACUCACAAGUUUCUUAUGAUGUUUUGAUACAAAUAACAUAUUUUCUUUCAUUUGUGAGUUGUGGCAUUGCUAGGAAAUGCUGCGCCGAAAUAGUAUCCUUCUUUAUACCUCUUUCCUUUCUUGUACUUUUUUUAAUAGGUCAAAUUACAUCUAAAGAGAAAUAUCUUUCCUUUUUAGGCUUCAUUGUUUAAUUUUACUCUUUUUAAAGGAAACCAUGGCAUUGAAUAAUAUUAUUUAGUUGUUGUAUAGUAUUGUUGUGUUAGGGUGAGUAUCGGCGCAAUCAUAAAUAUUCUACAUCGACUUGGAGACUCUUGGUUUAAAAUUCUGGAAACGACCUCUCCGCGUGCAAGAGUAAGGCUGCGUAUAUCUGCUCUUUCCGAACACCAACACAUGAAGCCAUUGAUUCUUGUGUAUAAGAAGGCCUAAGUAGUCUGCUUGAAAGUAUGGUUUGUAUAUAAUAGUUAUUUGUGUAUAUUGCACCUACUUUUAUUGCUUUAGCUGUGAAUGUUGUUUGAUAUAUGCAGGACAAUCAUCAACAUCUGAUUCAGUGGAUGUGCUUUUAUGAAAACUUUUGUGUUCCCCUUUUGAUUGAAUCUUUGUCCUUGAUUGACGUUUUCGCUGGAAGCAACUGAUUGUCUUUGAUGAAUUGAUGUAAUAAUUGAAAGGCAGCAGAGACCUAAAUUAAUAUGUGCUUACACUGGAAAGAAGAUAUUAUUUUGUAAUCUUGUAUACUUAUUUCAUUUAAUCAUUUAUUAUAACCUGCCAUUUAAUGUUGGUCGAAUAAUUGUAUUCAUUCCUCGAUUAUGAAACGAGAUGUUUUAAAUUCCGGCACUGUGCCAUCUUUUCUUUAUUCACAGUCUGGCUUUGCCAGUCUUCGAUGUUCAACAAGGGAGAGAAGGACUGUGAAUUGUGUAGAUUACACUGAUAGACUGAUAGUUCUGAGGCCAAGGUCAAAGACAAUAAGACAUAGUGGUGAGGUUUUGUACUCUAUCUAGUGUAAAAUUCUGGGUGCUAAGCUGUGGUUCAAUGUUAUUGGAGCUGAAGAUUUGUGGUUUUGUUUCAGAGACCUGCAUAUAAAUCAUAGAGAAACCAGAUGAACAAUAGUUUCGAUCAGCACAAGAUGAUGUGUUAUAAGCGCAAAAGAGCUCUGAAGACUACAUCGACCCCUGGACGUGAAGGUCUAAGACCUAGCCAUUUGACAAGGGCUACUGUAGGGCAACAAUUGAUUUCGGAAUCAGAUGAUAAACAGGAACUUGCAGAAGAGAAGAAGGUUGGGAAAGAUGAAACAGAAUAUGGAAAUGUUGAUGGUGAGAAUGAGAUUGAUGAAGAUGUUGAGGAUGUAGGAAAUGAAGAUGGUGAUGAUGAAGGUGGCAAAGAAGAGCAGGUUGGGAGAAGACGUUACGAUCUUCGGAAUCGUCCAGAUGUCCGCAGGUCCUCCAUGGCAGAAUGUAAGAUCCAACCGAGAUCUCCACAAAGAGUGCUACAUCAAGGCAUGGGCACUAAGGUUAAAAAGGGUGUAAAGAAGGGUGGAUCACGAGUGCAGAAGCGUUGUUGGUUAAGGCCUGCAUAUUCUGAUGAUUCCCGUAUUGUGGAUGAGCUGAACCAAUAUCCUGCUAUUCCAUGGGGUCAUGAGGACAGCAGACCUUGCCAACCAUGGCUUUUUGGAGGAUUAGACAUGCAUGGGAUAACAACUUGGGGAUUAAAUGUUGCUGCCUCAGGUUGGGUUCAUGAAGGAGAUGCUUUUUCCACCUCGGUAACUGGGGUUCAAACUGCUGGACCAAGCUCUAAGGGUGGGGCAGAUAUCCAACCUUUGCAGGUCGUCGAUAGUGCCAGUUUUGAUGAUAUAGGGGGGCUCUCUGAGUACAUUGAUGCUUUGAAGGAAAUGAUUUUCUUUCCCUUGUUGUAUCCCGAAUUCUUUGCAAGUUAUCAUAUCACACCACCUAGGGGGGUGUUGUUAUGUGGCCCCCCUGGCACAGGCAAAACUUUGAUUGCAAGAGCUCUGGCUUGUGCUGCUUCAAAAGCUGGCCAGAAGGUCAGCUUUUACAUGCGCAAAGGAGCAGAUGUGCUAAGCAAAUGGGUUGGUGAGGCUGAAAGACAACUGAAACUACUUUUUGAAGAAGCUCAAAAGAACCAACCUUCUAUCAUAUUCUUUGAUGAAAUAGAUGGACUUGCACCUGUGAGGUCUAGCAAGCAAGAGCAGAUUCAUAAUUCCAUUGUUUCCACCUUGCUAGCUUUGAUGGACGGUCUUGAUUCUCGUGGACAAGUUGUUCUGAUUGGAGCCACCAACAGGAUUGAUGCCGUUGAUGGAGCCUUGCGGCGCCCUGGUAGAUUUGAUCGGGAAUUUAAGUUUCCAUUGCCUGGUUGUAAGGCACGUUCUGAAAUAUUAGACAUCCACACACGCAAGUGGAAACAUGCUCCUUCAGAUGAACUGAGAAUGGAACUUGCAUCUAGUUGUGUAGGAUAUUGUGGUGCCGACCUAAAGACCCUCUGUACUGAAGCUGCUAUUUGGGCAUUUCGUGAAAAAUAUCCACAAGUCUAUACUAGUGAUGACCAAUUUCUCAUAGAUGUUGAUUCAGUCAAGGUUGAAAAGUAUCACUUUACUGAAGCUAUGUCAACAAUUACUCCUGCUGCUCAUAGGGGUGCAAUUGUGCACUCUAGGCCAUUGUCUCUAGUUGUUCGACCAUGUCUUCGCAGGCAUCUAGAGGCAGCCAUGGGUAUUGUAUCUGAUAUUUUCCUUCCAGUUUCAGUUGCAUCAGAAUUUAUUAAACAAUCAACGCAUUCCUUUGGGCGCACAAUUCCACUUGUGUAUCGACCUAGACUUCUACUUUGUGGAAGUGAAGGUACUGGGCUGGAUCAUCUUGGGCCUGCAGUUUUACAUGAACUGGAAAAGUUUCCUGUUUUUUCAUUAGGUAUUUCAGUUCUUGUAUCAGAUUCAAGUGCAAUAACACCAGAGGAGGCAUUGAUUCAUAUAUUUAAUGAAGCUAGACGAACAAUACCGUCAAUUCUCUAUUUACCACAGUUUGAUGUGUGGUGGGAAACUGCACAUGAACAGCUCCGGGCUGUUCUCCGAACCUUACUAGAAGAAUUGCCAUCUGACUUGCCUAUAUUACUGUUUGGAACAUCAUCAGUCCAGCUUGCUGAAGUUAAAGAAGUGCCUAUUUCAGUUUUCCCUCAUGAUUCAGUUUAUCAAGUGAACAUACCAUCAGCCGAAGAUAGGAUGCUGUUUUUUAAUGAUUUAGUGGAAGCUGUUUUGUCGGUCUUUUCUGGGAUAAUGAACAAGAAACCCCUGGACACAGGAUGCUUUUCUGAACUUCCCAAGGCACCUAAACUAGCAAGUGGUCCAAAGGCAUCCGAACUUAAAGCAAAGGUGGAAGCUGAGCAACAUGCACUCCGCAGAUUGCGAAUGUGCCUUAGAGAUGUUUGUAACAAGAUAUUAUAUGACAAGCGAUAUAAUCUCUUCCAUUAUCCAGUCUCAGACGAAGAUGCUCCUAACUAUCACUCAAUUAUCCAGAACCCGAUGGACAUGGUAACCAUGUUACAGCGUGUUGAUAAUGGCUGGUAUAUUACACGUUCUGCAUUCCUGCAGGACAUCGAUCUUAUUGUUUCCAAUGCAAAGGUUUACAAUGGAGAGGAUUACAACGGUGCUCGGAUUGUGAGUAGAGCUUGUCAGCUCCGUGAUGUGGUGCAUGGGAUGAUCUCACAGAUGGAUCCAGCAUUAGUUGCAUACUGUGACAAGAUUGCUGCCCAAGGUGGCCCGGUUCAUUUGUCUAAUGAAUUAAGGGGGUCUACAUUCCCUGCUACUCCCGUUGUACAACUGGGAACUGCCACUAGAUUGAGUGCUCGACUUCGUAAUGUCGAACCAGAGGUUAGUGUGGAUCACAGCUAUGAAGCAUUGAAGCACACUAAGAAGAGUUCUGAUGUUGCACGUGGAGCAAAAGAUAAGUCAGGACAAGAGCCUUUACCAUCCAAGAGUCAAACCCAAUCAACUGAUGGGAAUUUGCAUGGAACGGGUACAGAUGAAAGUGUUCAUGGUAGCAGUCUUGAAGACGCCACGAUAUCAGAUACUGAACUUUCAACAAGAUUGCAGUCUAUUAAGCAGCUUUUUGUUGAGCGCAGCGACGGUUACAGCAUUCCACAGCUCGAAAAGCUCUACUCAAGAAUCAUGAAGAGGGUUUCCCAAACCAAACUUGAUUGUAAGACCUCAGCUUUGAGUUUUUUAUUAAACUUUGUUGAGGAUGAUGCAAAUUUUUAAAUUACUGUGAAGAAGGGAAAGGUUCUAAGUUGAAGGUCGUAAUACACAAAUCAAACUAAAUAGAUUUAUUUACAGGCAUUCUUUUCCUCAAAUCCAGAGUAGCAUAGCUAUAGGAAACCACAAGAUGUAGCUAUAGGAUGCUAGGAUUAAAUGUCUAUGGUAAUUACAUGCCAAACUCUGCUGGCAUGGAUAAAUUUUACAAGUUGGCAUUUUUUAAGAUAUUUUUGUUGUUUAGAUAUUGAAAUUGAUGUUUAGAUAUUUUUUGUUGAAAAGUA